Salvelinus namaycush (lake trout) is the source of this 2222-nucleotide messenger RNA. Its product is annotated as carcinoembryonic antigen-related cell adhesion molecule 5-like. The transcript has 9 exons. The record is from RefSeq and is a predicted model, not a curated record. The coding region runs from base 211 to 1866 and encodes 551 amino acids. NCBI's taxonomy places the organism in Eukaryota, Metazoa, Chordata, Actinopteri, Salmoniformes, Salmonidae.
ACAGUUAGUUUUAGUGGAAGUAGUGCAAUAUGGUAAUUUGUUCCUUCAUGCAGCGAUUUACCUCAUGAAAAUAGUUCCUCUCUAUUUCUUCCUCAUAUCAGAUUUUGGUGUUACUGUAGAUCGUUUUUAUUGAAGCCCUGUCUCCUACUUAAUACUUAUUUGUAGAGACAGAACUAGUCUGAAUCACAGACAUUUGUUACAUCAGAAGAGAUGGUGGCAGCUGCAGUCGUCUUUCUUACCAUGGGAAUACUCUCAGGAUAUUGUGCUGGUCAAGAUGUGUUUCCACCUGGACCUGUGAAUGGAACAUUGGGAGGAAAUGUGAUUUUCAAAACCACCAUCAAUCCAAACACACUUUUUGCAAUCAGCUGGACUUUUGGUGAACCCCCUGUCCCCGUUGUUGACUUUGUCAGUUCUGCAGGUCCUGUGAUCGGAGUGGGAUAUGUUGGUAGGAUCAGUCUGGACAAUAGCACUGGAUCUCUGGAGCUCAGGAAACUGACCCUGAUUGACAGUGGGACAUACAGAGUGAGCCUAAGAACGGCUGCUGUUAUUCAGGUGGGAUCUACUUCACUGAUUGUCUAUGAGACCAUUUCAAAUGUGACCCUGAGGGCCAACGUCAUUGAUCUAAUGGAACUGAAUGACACUGCCAUUUUCUCCUGCUCUGUGUCCUCUGGCUCCUUCCCCUUCUCUUACCGCUGGCUGAAUGGCAGCUCUGAGGUCACAGCCAGAUAUAGAAUUCAGCUUGGUGAUGGAGGCCGUACUCUCACCAUAGCCAAUGUGACCCGGUAUGACCAGGGGCCAUACAGGUGUAUUGUGUCCAACCCCGUCAGCAGUAAACCCAGCCAGAAUCUAACCCUCAUCAUCAGCUAUGGUCCAGAAAACACCACAAUGAAGGUGACCCCUCUAGAUGUACUGUAUGGAUCAGGGUCAAACCUCACCCUGUCCUGCUCAGCUGAGUCCAGUCCGUCUGCCCAGUUUCAGUGGCUUCUGAAUGGAACACUGCUGUCCAAUAACAGACCAGAACUCAGGCUGGAGAACAUCCAGGCCAAUCAGAGUGGUAGCUACAGCUGCUGGGCCCAUAACACCAGAACCCUGAGGUACCAGACAUCUGAGCCCUCUGACAUCACUGUGCUGGAACCAAUAUCUGGUGCUAACAUCACUACUACCCCAAACUCUUCAAUCAUCGAGGGAGGCUCUGUGAACUUAACCUGUGAUGCUUCUGGCGCCGUCAUCACCAGAGAGUGGAUGAAAGAUGGUAACCCUCUGUCUGCUGGUGGCAACAUAAUCAUCUCUGAGGAUAAGAGCAUGCUGUCCAUAAACCCUGUGAAGAGAACAGACACUGGAGAAUACGGGUGUAGAGUCAGCAACCCCAUCAGCACCGCCAAUGCUAAACACGGUCUCAUUGUAAACUAUGGACCUGAUGGUAUGGAAAUAAUGGGUCCAUCUGAAAUAGAAGUAGGACAGAAGUUUACAUUGACCUGCUCUGCUGACUCCAUACCGACUUCUAGUUACACCUGGGUGCUUAACGGGACAGAGAUACCUGGACAUUCACCUGAGUUCACUAAAGAGAAGAGUGAAUACUCUGACAGUGGGGAUUACACCUGUACAGCAACAAAUUAUGUCACUGGAAACAAAACAUCUGUGGUCCAUAAACUGUCAGUAAAAGCGAAGGGCUCUCUAACUCCAGGUCUGUCUGCUGGUGCCAUCGCUGGGAUUGUGAUUGGAGUAUUGCUGGUUGUGGGAGUGGGAGUUGGUGUUACAGUGUUCAUCAAUAAAAAUGGAGGCUCUCAACAACCUGUACAUGACAACCCAUCACCUGUGUAUGAGAACACAAGACAAAAUCAAUCUCCACCUCUACCCCUGACAUAAGAGAAGUCAGUGGAAAAUAUCUCCAUUCAACCACCGUUCUCCAGUUUCCCCAUCAACACAUAAAACCUGCCAUGAUAACACCCAGUGUGGAUCUGUAAUAUAAUGUACAUAAUCAAUACAUUUAUCUCAUGUUUGUCUGCUUGAUUGUGUACUUUAUUAUUUGACAACAAUAACCUUUUUAAUGAAAGUAUAUGACAAAAUUUAUACUGUAACUUAGCUAAAUGAAGAAUAAUGUGGGGGAUGCAAUGUUAACAAUGUAAGGACCACCCACUUGGGAGCCAGGCCCACCCUCUUGGGAGCCAGGCCCACCCACUUGGGAGCCAGGCCCAGCCAAUCAGAAUACGCUUUUCCCCCAA